This is a messenger RNA of Vitis riparia (riverbank grape), 1329 nucleotides long. RefSeq names its product myb-related protein 306-like. The record is from RefSeq and is a predicted model, not a curated record. The coding region runs from base 109 to 1029 and encodes 306 amino acids. Lineage: Eukaryota; Viridiplantae; Streptophyta; Magnoliopsida; Vitales; Vitaceae. Gene Ontology annotation, biological process: response to auxin. The transcript has 3 exons.
AAGCCUUUGCCUUGGACGCUUGUCUCCACAUUUCCAAAGUUGAAACGCUAAGGAAAAGACCUUUGUCUGGAAACCCUUCCACAACUCAGAGAGAGAGACCGAAGAGCCAUGGGGAGGCCACCUUGCUGUGACAAGAUCGGGGUGAAGAAAGGGCCAUGGACUCCUGAAGAGGACAUCAUCUUGGUCUCUUACAUUCAAGAUCAUGGUCCAGGGAAUUGGAGAGCAGUUCCUACUAGCACAGGUCUGCUUAGAUGCAGUAAGAGUUGCAGGCUUAGAUGGACUAAUUAUCUCCGCCCGGGUAUCAAACGCGGUAACUUUACUGAUCAGGAGGAGAAGAUGAUAAUCCACCUCCAGGCUCUUUUGGGCAAUAGAUGGGCUGCCAUAGCUUCUUAUCUUCCUCAGAGAACGGACAAUGAUAUAAAAAAUUAUUGGAACACCCAUUUGAAAAAGAAGCUGAAGAAGUUUCCCACAGGUGUAGACCAUAAUCAAGAUGGGUUUUCAAUCUCCAAAGGUCAGUGGGAGAGAAGGCUUCAAACAGACAUCCACAUGGCUAAACAAGCGCUAUGUGAGGCUUUGUCCAUAGAUACGUCAAGCUCGCUGCCUGACUUGAAGAGCUCUAACGGCUACAACCCUAACACCAGACCUGUCCAAGCAUCUACAUAUGCAUCCAGUGCUGAAAACAUAGCCAAAUUGCUGGAAGGUUGGAUGAGAAAUUCACCAAAAUCAACUCGAACGAAUUCUGAAGCUACUCAGAACUCCAAAAACUCCAGUGAAGGGGCAACUACACCAGAUGCUCUUGACUCGUUGUUUAGCUUCAACUCUUCCAACUCUGAUCUUUCUCUGUCUAAUGAUGAGACAGCAAAUUUCACACCCGAAACCAGUCUCUUCCAAGAUGAAAGCAAGCCAAAUUUGGAGACUCAAGUCCCUCUCACAAUGAUAGAGAAAUGGCUCUUUGAUGAAGGUGCUGCUACUCAAGAACAAGAAGACCUAAUUGACAUGUCACUAGAGGAGACUGCUCAGCUCUUCUAGAAAUGUUUUAACCCUCAAGGUCCUUUCCUUGUUUUUGUGCUUCCUCUUUGGGAGGGAGCUUUAGGCAUUGACCUGAUAUAACAUCUUUCAAGCUAAGCCUGAGCAGAAAGAGAUCAAACCCUUAGUGAAAGCACAUAGAAGUGUAAAUUACAAGUAUAUCAAUACUGCGUAAUGUACUCCAUAAAAAAUAAGAACUCUUCAUCUUCUCAGAACUGAAAUUCCUUGUACUUUGCGUGCCUUUAAUUAGGGGGCAUAUAUAUCUCAAGAAUGAGAACUAAAUAUCUAGGGUUUUUCACUUGA